Uloborus diversus is the source of this 1659-nucleotide messenger RNA. Its product is annotated as serine/threonine-protein phosphatase 6 regulatory ankyrin repeat subunit C-like. Gene Ontology annotation, molecular function: protein binding. Bases 1 to 1659 code for a protein of 552 amino acids. The transcript has a single exon. The record is from RefSeq and is a predicted model, not a curated record. Lineage: Eukaryota; Metazoa; Arthropoda; Arachnida; Araneae; Uloboridae.
AUGUCUGAAGAGCGCAAGUUCUCAGCUUUGUAUAGCAUUCUAAUUGAAAGGGACAGCGAUGAGCUGCAUUUGGCUGCCUGGCAUGAUCUGGAAAGACUGAGAAUGCUACUUGACGCCGGGGCGAAUACCAAAAUCCAAAACAGGGAGGGGCUGACGGCCCUUCAUUGCGCUUUGGUUUGGAAAAGGAUGGAUGCUGUUAAAGUGCUCUUGGACCACGAUAGCAAAAUUGACCUCCAAGAUCGGUUAGGGCGCACUCCGUUGCAUAUAGCUGCUGCCCAAGGAGAAAUAGAUAUAGUGAGGAGGCUGCUGGACGCCGGCGUGAACACCAGUCUACAAGAAAUCGAGGGCCACACACCCUUGCACCUGGCUCUGAUGUAUGAGAAGUAUCAAACCGCAGAAAUCCUCGUUAAUUCCGACAGUGUAGUCAACCUUCCAGACAGCCAGGGAAACACUCCCUUACAUUGGGCUGCAUAUUGCGGAGAAGCAACAAUUGUAAGGAAACUGCUAGAUGCAGGUGCUGAUGCUCGUCUGCAAAAUGGCUUUGGGAGUACGCCCCUGCACGCCGCUGCGCGGUUCCAAAGAAGGGAUGCUGCCCUAGUUCUCGCGGAUCACGGCGGAGAAAUAGACCUUCCGGAUAGUUUCUUUCGCAAGACUCCCUUACAUUACGCUGCAUGUCAUGGAAUGGUAGGAGUCGUAAGGAAGUUGCUGGACGCCGGUGCGAAUACUCGACUUCAAAAUAUUGAUGGAGAUACACCCUUGCAUUGCGCACUGUCCAUGAAGAUGGCCUAUGCAGCAAGAAUCCUCGUGAAUUUCGACUGUAGAAACGAUCUACAAAACGGCUAUGGGAGGAGCCCCUUGCAUUUGGCUGCAGAUCGUGGAUAUGUUGGAAUAGUGAGAAAGUUGUUGGACGCAGGUGCCAAUAUCCGUCUGCAAGAUAUAUUUGGCUGGACACCUAUAUGCAUGGCUAAGCCAGGUGCAGCAAAAGUCCUCCUCGAAUCCGACGGUGAAAAUGACCUUCAAGGCUUAUGGGGGGAAAGUCUUUUAAAUUUUGUUGUUGCUAGAAACGAUGCCAGAUCAGUCAAGUUGCGGUUGUUUUGUGACGUUCAUCCGCACACGAAGAAUUGUAAUGGAGUGUUUCCACUCAGCGUCUCAACUGCAGAUACCGAUAAGCUUAUUGUUUCCGCAAUUGCCUUGAGGGAUAUUACCAUCGAUUGGGAAGUUCUGGAUCUUCAUCCGGAUAAAACGCGAAAUUGUAUGACCUUCCUGGCUCAAUGUCGAGCAGAAGUCCAGCGGAUGAAAGAGACAAAGGUGAACGAAACCAACGUCUCUUAUUAUGAUCUCGCGACAAGUUCUGUGAGCAAGGUGGCAAUCUAUCUCCAGAAUGGAGACAUUCGCUGGCAUUGGAGCGACGGGGUGCCACACUUUCAUAAUUAUGGGGAACUGAUUGCUUUCAAAGUAAAGAGAGCCGAGAAGAGGAGGAACCUGUCUGCGCAAUGUCUGGCGUACUUUAGCUUCUUGUCUGAAAACUUGACUUUCCUGCCCAAAACAAGUAUGGGCAUCAUUUUACAACACUUGAAUCAGCGAGAUAUGCAAAAUUUCGUUGAAUCUUUCAGAGACAAAGCAGCAAAACAGUUCUCUCGUCCCGGAGGGAAAAAAUGA